AUGGCGAUAUGGGGCAUUCUCGGACGUAGGAUUGAGCACAAAGAGCUGAAUGCCCUCAUGGACAAGAUUAAACAUGUCGUUGGACUCCAGAAUGAUCUCAUUGGGUUGGAAAAAGACAUACGAUCCGGAGAGUGCAUGAAUUCAGUUCUCAUUUUGGCUCGCUCUGGUCAGGUCGGCGAUGUCGUCAACGAACAGAAAACGAUCCUCGCCCGUGCACAGAGAGUCUACGAAAUGCACAACCAGUUGGUCAUUGAGGCGGUGGAAAUAGCUCAGAAUUUCCUUUCGCGUCCAAUCAUUGAUAUGACAUCGGAGGAAAAGGUCGCUGCAAUGGAGACGAUUCUUCUUGUCGCCCAACACCAUCUGCAUUGGUCCACCUCAGCAAGACGGUAUGACGUUGUCGACCAGUAA
Molecule: messenger RNA, 408 nt
Organism: Aspergillus fijiensis CBS 313.89
Lineage: Eukaryota; Fungi; Ascomycota; Eurotiomycetes; Eurotiales; Aspergillaceae
Exons: 1
Coding region: 1-408 (135 amino acids)
Source: RefSeq, a predicted model, not a curated record